UUUUUUUUGUUUCCAUUCUUCCUUCAUCCUCAUUCUCGCUUGUCGUUUCUACUCUUUUUAUUAUUUUCCUUUCCUUUUCUUUCUUUCUUUCUUUCUUUCAUCAACCCGAAUGUAUACACUUUUCAUUGAUCCAGUCCAGUCUAUUUUCUACUAGUACGUCUUAUCUACACCCAUUAUGUAUGAGGAUCCUAUUUCACACUUCACAAAUGCUCAAUACCAACAACACCUCACCAAUUACAACAGGAGUGGCGUUGUAAGCAGUCCCGAUGGCAUCAUCAGCAAUGCUCUCAGUGGUAAUGGCCCAUCCAACCAUUUUUUGGGUGGUAAUGACAAUGGUAGCGGCAAUGGCUUCGGUAAUCAUAGUCACAAUGGUACUGGCGAUAGAAUAGAACAGUCAGAACCCGACCAGGAGCUGUCAAGACUUCAUCAACAUCAGCUCUUAAUUCAGCUCCGCCUGGAAGUCAACUCACUUAAAACACAAAUUCAGCAGUUGGAGCUGUUGAAACAACAAUUGAUUCACCAGCGACAGAUGAUGCAGCCUGCGGAGUAUGAGCAACUCGCAGAACAAUUUUCGAGAACAACAGCAUCGUUACUCAGAGUUGGUCAUCCAAGUCAUUUCGGUGAUGGUGGUAGCGGCACUAACAGUGGGUACCAAGAAUUCAGUACAGAUGGCAUUAGCGCAUUUGGAAGAGGAAAUGAAGGAGGAGCCGGCCCAGGAGAAAAUUACAUGGGUAUGCAUAUGAUGGAAAGAUUACAGGAAAAACUAAGAGGUAUGAUGAUCCAACAACAUCAACAGCAUUACGCACAGAAGCGAAAGCAACUACAGCUACAACAACAACAACAACAACAACAACUACAGCAGCAACAGCGGUCAUCACCGCCUUCGCCAACAGGAACAAGUCAUGAGAUAGGGAUGGAUGUAGAUUCAAGACGUAGUGGACACAAUACGCCUACGAGAAGAGAUCCCGUUAGGAUGGAACAAAUUAGUUUAGAAGCAGACUUGCGCGAUCUUGAGAGGCGCAUGCGGUCAAUACAGCUACUCCAUUGAUAUGUUUUACAAUUUAAUAAUAAC
This is a messenger RNA of Lobosporangium transversale, 1072 nucleotides long. RefSeq lists its product as hypothetical. NCBI's taxonomy places the organism in Eukaryota, Fungi, Mortierellomycota, Mortierellomycetes, Mortierellales, Mortierellaceae. The record is from RefSeq and is a predicted model, not a curated record. The transcript has 2 exons. The coding region runs from base 176 to 1048 and encodes 290 amino acids.